Molecule: messenger RNA, 1736 nt
Organism: Sinocyclocheilus grahami
Lineage: Eukaryota; Metazoa; Chordata; Actinopteri; Cypriniformes; Cyprinidae
Product: alpha-1,3-mannosyl-glycoprotein 4-beta-N-acetylglucosaminyltransferase B-like
Exons: 14
Coding region: 204-1736 (510 amino acids)
Biological process (GO): protein N-linked glycosylation
Cellular component (GO): endoplasmic reticulum; endoplasmic reticulum-Golgi intermediate compartment; Golgi stack
Molecular function (GO): acetylglucosaminyltransferase activity
Source: RefSeq, a predicted model, not a curated record
CGAGCCAGUCCAACAAAACACCGUGAAACACACACACACACACACACCCUCUCCCGUAUAAACGGCAUCUGCCUGUACACAACACAGUCUGUAGCAUUCUCGCCUCCCUCUCCUCUCUCAUGUGCGCGCGCUGUCAUUAACGCACGCCAGACGCGCUCGAGCUCACUGUUCGGUUCGGACAUGAUAUCGGUGCGCACCCGGAGAUGAGGCUCAGAAAUGGCACCUUCCUAACAGUCUCACUAUUCGGGUUAUGUGGGCUUAUAUCAUUAUCCUGGUACACCGCAUUCAGCAAUUCCAAAGGUAAUGUCGUAGACAUUUACCAGCGUGAAUUUCUGGCGCUCAGAGACCGUCUGCACUCUGCUGAGCAAGAGAACCUCAAACGCUCCAAAGAGCUCAACCUGGUGCUGGACGAAAUCAAGCGAGCCAUCGCUGAGAAGCAAGCGCUGCGGGACAUCAACCGCACCUGGAGCAGCCUGUCAGAUGAGACCAAGCUGAAGCUGUGGAACGUAACUAGCAGUAAGAAUGUUCUUCAGCUGCCCAGCAUCUUCCACCAUCUGCCGCACCUGCUGGCCAAAGAGACCAGCCUCCAGCCAGCCGUGCACAUCGGCCAGGGCCGCACCGGAGUGUCGAUAGUGAUGGGGGUGCCCAGUGUGAAGAGAGAGGUGCACUCCUACCUGACAGACACGCUGAGCUCGCUGAUGUCUGAGCUGAGUCCGGCCGAGAAGGAGGACUGCGUGAUUGUCGUCUUCAUCGCGGAGACGGAUCAACAAUAUGCAAAUAGUCUUGCUGACAUCCUUAAGCGCCUGUUUCCAGGGGAAAUUCAGUCUGGGCUGUUGGAGAUCAUCUCUCCCUCCAUCCAUUUCUAUCCAGACUUCUCUCACCUCAAAGAGUCGUUUGGUGACCCUAAAGAGCGGGUCAGAUGGCGAACAAAGCAGAACCUGGAUUACUGCUUCCUGAUGAUGUAUGCCCAGACUAAAGGGACUUAUUAUGUACAGCUAGAGGAUGACAUUGUUGCACGGCCAAAUUACUUCACCACGAUGAAGAAUUUCGCCCUGCAGCAGCCGUCAGAGGAGUGGAUGAUUCUUGAAUUCUCCCAGCUGGGCUUCAUCGGUAAAAUGUUCAAGUCAUUAGACUUGCCGCUGAUCGUGGAGUUCAUGCUAAUGUUCUACAAAGACAAGCCCAUUGACUGGCUGUUGGACCACAUCAUGUGGGUGAAGGUGUGCAAUCCAGAAAAAGAUGCGAAACAUUGUGACAGGCAGAAAGCAAACCUACGCAUCCGCUUUAAACCCUCUCUCUUCCAGCAUGUUGGAACACACUCCUCCCUCGCUGGAAAGAUACAGAAACUCAAGGAUAAGGACUUCGGAAAGCAGACGUUGCAUAAAGGUCACGCUAACCCGCUAGCUGAGGUCACCACCAGUCUGAAGACGUACCAGCAUUUCACGCUGGAGAAGGCCUAUCUGGGAGAGGAUUUCUUCUGGGCGUUCACACCUGUGGCGGGAGACUUCAUACGCAUCCGCUUCUUCACACCUGUCCGAGUAGAGAGGUAUUUCUCCCGCAGUGGAAACAUCGAGCACCCUGGAGACAAGCUCUUCAACACUACAGUGGAGGUUCUUCCUUUCGACAAUAUUCAGUCGGAGAAAGAAGCGCUGAAGGAGGGGAGAGAGAAGACGCCGAAGUACCAGCGCACAGAAGACGGCUUUAUCAGAAUAGGGUUUAUUGAAGCCCGUCGCUCAUGA